Messenger RNA from Biomphalaria glabrata, 7132 nucleotides. RefSeq names its product cyclin-dependent kinase 17-like. Bases 1 to 2508 code for a protein of 835 amino acids. Gene Ontology annotation, cellular component: cytoplasm; nucleus. Gene Ontology annotation, biological process: protein phosphorylation. Lineage: Eukaryota; Metazoa; Mollusca; Gastropoda; Planorbidae. The transcript is spliced from 14 exons. The record is from RefSeq and is a predicted model, not a curated record. Gene Ontology annotation, molecular function: protein kinase activity; ATP binding.
AUGAGCGACAUACAAGGCGAGACUAGAAUGGACAGGUUCGUCUCUCAGGGCUCUGGCAGGCACAUUCACCUGCAGGCCAUGCGCCCAUGGGACGAAGGGAUGUCGCUUCGGAACUCGCAUGGAGGCAGCUUCGGCGGGGACCUGUCCCGGGAGACUGGUUCGGGAUACAGAGUCAAAGACAGCAUAUACAAUAAGACUCUGUCGUGGUUGAAGAAUCUGAAGCCUUGGACCAAAAGCAAUCACGGCUUGGCCAAUCCUGACAAGGACUCCCCUAACGCCCACAAUGGAGGCUCUAGCAGCAUCCGGCAAGAGCAGCGGAUGAAAGUUUCCAAAUCGGAUAGAAACCUCGCCGGACAUCUCCGGAACGAAGAGAGUAAGUAUUCCAGGAAGCCAUCCUCUGCGAAAAAUCGCUACUCUGCUUCCUUCUCGUCAUCAGGACAUUGCUACCUCGACCUUCAGAAUGAACAAGACGUCUAUAACUCUUCGCUGAAUAGACUUGGGUGUGAAAAGGGAGAUCCUCUCGAUGGCACAUACGGCUCUAGGUAUGUUUGCCAUUCUCAAGCUGCCUACCUCGACGUUGACUAUCGCACGAGGUACCGCAGCGCCACCAAAGUGCCCCACGAAGUCAUCUCUAACCCUGCUCAGUAUCAUCAUCACCACCUUCACCAGAACGAGCCACAUUACCAGCCUUCUCAGCAGCUCUUGCACUCUAACAAAUCGGCGGCAGCAGCAAGGGCCGCGGAUCUCCAUUCCGGGUUGGACUACCCUGCCGGCAGCAGAUUACAGCCUUCCAACGGAUUACCCAACUCUCGCACUUAUCUGUCGUCUCGAGACUUCGUUACGACAACUGAUACUCACUACGAUCAGGCAGAUAAAAACCAGCCUCCUAUAGGGCAGGCGGAGCCGCCUCCAUUGACCAACACCCAGGCUGCAGCGGCGGUAUCCGGUUCUACUGUAACACGCAUUCUUCGUGAAAAGCUCUUCGGGCGAGCUAAGAGCUCCAUCAGCCUAAAUCUUGAGUCGGAUUCCAAAAGCCAGCCUUACCGGGCCAUGGCUACAUCCUCGUCAUUGCACUCCAUGGGGACCACUGAAUCAGGCAUGUCCAUAGUGAAGAUGAGACCGAAAAAGUGCAAGCCUUCGGAUCACGUCUACGUUGUGAACCGUGAAGACAAGAUGUCCAGGCCGAGGUCCUGCGCCACGCUACCGCACGACGUGAAACUUGGUGUGGUUCAUGAGAAUCCACGUGUGGCGCUGUAUGCAAAUGAUACUGAAGACAGCAGAAGGUCAGCAGAUGAGCGCUUUGAUGUGGUUUCCCCCGUGACAGUCCGAUUGAGAAACAAACAAAGGAGACUAAGCGAGGAAGUUACAAAGCGUUUGUCACUACCAGCAGAUAUAAGGCUACCUGAAAAUUUUUUGGCACGUCAGUCUCUGUCUUUAAGUCCAGAUGGUCAGCUGACUAGAAGGUCAAGGAGAAAAUCACUGUCAGAAAUUGGUUUUGGAAAAAUAGAAUCUUAUGCCAAAUUAGAUAAACUUGGAGAGGGAACCUAUGCUACAGUGUUUAAGGGCAAGUCUCGGUUAACUGAUAAUUUAGUAGCAUUAAAGGAGAUACGGUUAGAACAUGAAGAAGGUGCACCCUGUACAGCCAUUAGAGAAGUUUCAUUAUUGCGUGACUUAAAACAUGCCAACAUUGUGACUCUACAUGACAUUAUACACACAGACAAGUCUUUAACUCUAGUCUUUGAAUAUUUAGAAAAAGAUCUCAAACAGUAUAUGGAUGAUUGUGGAAAUAUUAUGAGCAUGACAAAUGUCAAGUUGUUUUUGUUUCAAUUACUACGAGGCCUUGCCUACUGUCAUAAGAGGCGUGUAUUGCAUCGUGAUCUCAAGCCACAAAACCUAUUGAUAAAUGAGAGAGGGGAGCUAAAGCUAGCAGAUUUUGGUCUGGCUAGAGCCAAGUCUAUACCAACCAAGACAUACUCUAAUGAAGUGGUCACUCUCUGGUACCGACCUCCAGAUGUUUUACUGGGAUCAACAGAAUACUCUACUCCUAUAGAUAUGUGGGGUGUAGGCUGUAUAUUUUAUGAAAUGGCUUGUGGUAGACCAUUGUUUCCUGGCUCAACUGUGGAUGAUGAGCUUCAUCUAAUAUUCAAGACUCUUGGAUUGCCGUCGGAUGAUAGCAUGCCAGGCAUAUCCAAGAAUCCAGAAUUUAUUGCAUAUGAAUUUCCCAAGUACCAAGCUGAGAGUUUGAUCACAAUAGCUCCUAGGCUAGAUGCUGAUGGCCUUGAGUUACUAGCCAAAUUUUUAAAGUAUAAUCCUGUCACUCGGGUCUCUGCGUCUGAAGCCAUGAAGCAUUCAUUUUUUUGUUCCCUUGGACCAAAUGUUCAUAAACUUCCUGACACUGUCUCAAUUUUUACUGUUCCGGGUAUAUCUCUCCAUCGAGACCCUGGCAUGAGAUCUUCGUCUUUAGCAACCACAGGUAGUAAACAAAGGAGGCAAAGUAUGCUCUUUUGAUGAAUGUAUUCCUCAGGAGGAGGUUCUCUGUUUAGACAAAAUGAAUGAAUGUAGAUAAUCACAAAGUAGGAAGAGAUAUGUCACUCUCACAAGUUCAUAGAAUCUCAUCGGAAGCCCGUCACCUCACUUGCACUCAUCUGGUGUAAAUACUGUUGAGUUAUUUCUUCAUGUCAAGCUAAACAAACCAUCAUGCCACCUUCAGCUAUUUGUUUGCAGUUGCCUCUUGAUGAGCCCAUCAUCCCCCCCUCCCUAACAGCUGUGAGCACCAUCAAUGAUUACCUUUUCACAGCUGUGAGCACCAGCAAUGAUUACCUUUUCAUAGCUGUGUCUCUGGUGGUACCAUUUAUGUCUCACCACCUGAGUGUUCAACUAAACAAUUGCAUGAUAUCAAUACUUCUUAUUUACAGAUCUCGCUUUUUUUAUUCGAUUCUUCCCGGUACCUAGUCCAAUGUAAAGAAUCACUAGUUAUAAGCUCAUCCUCCACCCCCUAUAAAAAAAAGCCAUAAAAAUACAUUGAAUAUUAAAUGUAUUUUUACUUUUUAAAAUAUCAAAAUUUUUAAAUUUAAAAACAAUGACAGCAUUGCAUCUUUAAUUGAUUUAGUUUUUGAUGAAUCAAUUCUGGAAACUUUCAAUGUUAUAAUCAGAUUAAUAAUCAAAUUGUAUCAGUAUUUGUCAUUGUCAAAUUAAAUUGAUUUGUACAGAGCAAUGAAAACGUUAUGGUUAACAUAGGGGUGGGAAAACAGUGGUAAUGUACUUUUAUGUUACUUCAAAACUGGAGUUUACAAUUUUCUUCUGGAUGCUAGCAGUGAGCCAGAGGCUAUCAGAAUUUUCAAAUGAAAAGAGGAUGGUCUUUACAUGUUUCUCACAGAGAAAACCUCUGUAUUUUUGUACAUAGAUGUUAUAUUAAUCAUGUUUUGGAGGCAGGUAUUAUCACUCUUGUUGAUUAAUUCCUUAAGUGUUGACAAAUGUUAAUCAACACAAUUUUAGAAUGUCUUCUAUAUUUGUAUUUCUCUUUAAAAAAAAACAACAACGAAAAAAGAAAAGGAUAAUUUUGCAAGAAAAAAACAACUUAAUACAUCUUUUAAAUGUGAUGAUUGCCCAUAGAUAGUGGUAGAAACUAAUUUGUAUUUUUUCUAAUAUGUGUUGUAGUGUUUUUGUUUUUUUUCCAUUUUAGUUGAGCAAUAUUUGAAUAGAAUAUCAUUAGAAAAAGAUUUUAAAUGCUCAAAGUUAAAUGCUAUUUUUAAAAGACUAAUUCACCAAUUCACAUAUUUUUUCAUUCAGUUUCUCAGAAAUCACUCCAUGAUAAUAUGCAAAACAAUUAUAAUAUCUUACAGAUUACGUUACCUUUCUGUGGACCAUCAUCACAUUUAAUGUUCAAAUUGGUUAUUUGUAAAAGAUAGUAACCACUUUAGUCAAAGCAAUAAACAAAGAAUUUUUUUUGUCAAGUAGAUCUAGUGGAGGAGAAAAUUAAUAGAACAGAAGUGGAAAUGUUAUAAAAAUUGAAGUUUUUCUCGGUUAGGCUCAGGGCAACAUUCUCUGUUGUUUAUUUUUUUUUUUUUAUAAAAGAAGUUUUUCUUGUUAUAUGUUUUAACAGAAAUAACAAUAUUGUUAUUUACAUAUCAUACAGUUGUUAGAUGUUCGGGUGUGCAGAGAUGGGAGGGAGGGGAUGAUUUUUCUAGUUUUAGCAGCUAGCUAGAUUAUUUAUAGCUUAUUUUACAUGCCACACAAUAACUGCUCUAACUCAGGCCUCCAGGUUUAUGACUGGAAAGACCAAAUUUGCUCUCUGUAAUGUUUGUUGCUUAUCUCUCAACUUAGUUAUGAACUUAAAAGAAUAAUGAAAAGCUGUGUUAAAGUUUGCCUGAUGUAUUAUUGAAAAUGUUUAGUCUGUUGUAAAUAAAACCAUUGUUUUUGUUGGAUAAUAAACUUUGAUAGAAUUAACUCUCAAAACACUUCUUUUAGCUUUUCUUAUGUGCCAUUAUGGCCAAAUCAAUGUUAUACAGGCUUUGCCACAUACUUAGAGUAUUGUCCACAUCUAUGGUAUUGUGAUAAUAUAUUCAUGAAAGAUAUUUGCAUUUUUAUUUUUUUUUUCAAAUAAAUCUUUUUAGUUAUUAGGUUAUCUAUAAAUAAAGCAUUAAAUGUCAUAUUUUAGUUCAAGCUAGAAAAGUUUUCUAUUUUAUUUUAUUUUUUUACCAUUUGUAUAACUAUCUAUUGGUUAUUAUCAUAAAUUAGUAAGUAUUUUUACUUCAUUGAUACGAUACACAAUAUACAAAAUGCUUUGAAGCUAGGAUUUAUAACUGUUUUCAUUGUUGAAUUUCUUGUCACUUACUGAACCUCAUUCAAUGAAAGUUUUGAGCAGUUGUACUUUUUUUUUGUUGAGAAUUUCAAGACAUUGUGCAGUUAUCACAUUUGGAGUCAGUGUUAUGUAAUGUUGAUACAUACACUGCAUACUUAGACUAUUGUACUAUAUGUAUGUAUGGCAUACAUUACGCUAUAUACACUUGUACAAAUGUUACCUUAUUAUGUUUCAAUGACUUGCACUUUUUGGCUUUGUUUCUUUUUUUUAUAUAAAUCUUGGGAAAAUCAAGACCAAAAUAUGUAUUGGUUAAUGCGCAGAGCAGAAUACUGAGGUUUUUAUUGUAUGUCAUUUUAAGUUGUUUUUUUUUUAAAUCUAGUUCCUAGUGUCUAAAUUUUAACAUUAAAUUCAUCAGCUAAAGGAUAAAACUACUAAACCAAAUGUCAUUCUACUCAUCAAGCCAUAAAUGUGUUAUACAUCAAAGAAUGUUGCCUUUGUUUUGUAGGAAUAUAAACAUCUGACAACAUAACAAUAAAGGCUGUUGUCUAUUGAUUUAGUUUCUACACAUUUAAAAUGACAACAUUUAAUGUUUUUAAAACUAUGUUUGUUUAAAUAGUGAGACACUUUCUUAGGAAAGAAUUAAUAAAACAAAUGACACAAGUUUUAUUCUGUAAUCUGUGUUCUGUUCUGCAUAUUGCCAGAGUGUCACAUUGGGCUUGGAGCAUUGGCUUUCAUCAGAAUGUUAAGUUAUAUAUUUAUCUUUUUUUUUUUUUAGAAUGGAUUAUUAUAUACCUACUCAAGUUCCUCCCAUGCUUUGCAUUGAAAAGGGAGACAUCUUUCAACUUUUAAUGUAAUACUGCAUGUAUCUAAUGUCACAGAGAGCAUAUUAUAUCUAACAUGCCUAAACAUAUAUUUUUGUCAUUUUGUGUUCAUUUGUUAUCAUUUUAUUGGGCAGAUUUUUUUUUUUUCUUUUUUUUUCAAACCAAUGGUUCUAUUACAUAGAUCUCAUCACAUUGUUGCCAUAUUUAGACUGGGUAGUCUUAUUGUGCAUGUCAGUCAAACUAUUUACACAACAUUUUGUUACAAAGUUUUCUCUUGGAAACAUUACACUGAGCAUCAGGCUAGAAGACUGCAAUUUUUUUAUAUAUUUUUUCAUUUACAGGAAUUUAAAUAGGAUGUAUAAAGUUGAACCAUAGAAAUCAAAUGUACCGAACUACUUGCCUUUCCUGGUGAUCUGAUUUUUUGUAAUUCUCAAUAUGUUAUUAGCAGCAUAUGCUGCUGGUUAGGUUAUAGAAUUCAUUAAUGAAGGAAGUACUUGUGUAUAAAUUUUUUUUUAAAUUAUGAUCAUCAAAUUAAAAAAAAAAAAAAACUUUGUUUCACUUAGUACUAUGUAAACAUAUCUAUUACUGAUUAGGCAUACCAUAUUGUUCAUGAAAUUUUUAUAGAUAUCAAUAGAUAAUCAUUACCAUCUUGUUUUAGUUGAACCAAAGUAGAACAUCUGUGCACUUUUAUGUAGUGUACCAAAGAUUGAUUGAUUUUAAUAUACACAAUUUAAUGAUCUUUUUGGUAUAAAAGUAUUUAGCUAUUUUAAGAUGUAGGAUUAAUUGUGUACUAAAGAAGGACAAUGUAGCUGUAGUCGGGUUAUUUGAAAGUAGUUCUACAUGUUAUUAUUCUUGUUGAUUACUGGUUAUUGAUCACAAUGCUAUGGUUACAAAAACAAGAUGAGUUUGUUAGUCUUCUUUUACAAGAGAGUUCUGAAUGCUAAUGAGACAUUGUCACAGUUGGCAUUGGUUUUGAUAAACUUAUGUGCAUUUAUUUCUAAGUACAUUCAAUGCAACUAACUUUUCUUGAAGGAAUCUUUUUCAAAUGUUAAUAAGAUAAUCUGACUUCAAAAGUUUGUAUGUAUUUAUGUGUGUACAACAUUAAGCCCCCUACUUUCUCAGAGUUGCCCAAAUGUGAAGAAUGCUGUCUAAGGAUUAUAACUCCAUCAAACUUUCCAUCAAGUAAAACAUUGAUAAUACAAAGUGUUUGUAUUUGGGCUAGAUAUAUUCUUUAAUGCCAUCACUCACAAGUAGCUAGCUUUGUUUUCCAGGAAUUGUAAGAAAUGUGUCUAUGAAUGACAUUGGUGCCAGUUUGAUUUCAUUUUUUUUUUAUUGACGAAGCCUUAAACAGUUGAGUAGUAAGUUGAAAAAAUACAAACAUUGGUGCGAUUGAUAAACUGAUGGAGCAUUGCCUUCCAGUCUUUGUAUUUAGUAUGAUCUUAGAAAGUGAAAACAUCGGAAUUAAAAUGUGUGCUUUAACAAUAAAGACAUCAUAUGAAUAGUACAUAGA